AUGACCAGGUGUUUUGACCUACAACAACUGCUUGCUGAAAAGAACGCCAUGGGAAAGCGCUCUGGAGCUGCUGGAGACGAUCUUCCGCCAGGUGCCACACCCGAAGUCACCACCUACAACGCCAUGAUCACUCGACUGCGGGGAGCCUGGUGCAAAGGCUUUCUGAUGUUUCAUCAACUGAACUUCAUCGCGCUUCAAGCCGACAUACUGAGCUUCAACAGCGCAUUAGCUUUGCUUCCUUGGAGGUCCGCCUUGGAUCUUCACUCAAAUACGGCCUCCUUGACCGCGUCGUCCUUGCGGCUGGAUGGGAUCAGCUUCGGUUCCGUCCAGCAGUCCUUGUGCUCGGCGCCAUGGCCCCUGGGCCUUGUACUGACGGAGAGGGCGACGGUCUCGGCGACGGCCUUAACCAGUUGGAGUCGCAACAUCGCUGCGACCUCUGCAACCACAGCAUCCGGGUGGUGGUUGGCUCUGCAGAUUUUGGGCAGGAGCGACGACCUUUUGGGGAUGAAUUUAGCUUUGCAUGCUGCUACUUCAGCCUCCCAAUGGCAAGAUGUUUUGAUGACCUUUGAAGGAGCUAAGGCCGGCGGCCUUCGUCGAGAGCCAGAUGUGGUCUCCAAGGGCACACUGAUCAACGCUUUAGACCUGGCACAAGAAUGGCGCUUCGCCUUCGCUGUCCUCGUCGAUGGUCGGACGACCACGAACACGAUGUGCUACAACAGUGCCAGCAGUUCUGCAGCCAAAACUGGACAUUGGCAAGUUUCCUGUCAGCUGCUCUUGAGCAUGUCUAGUGCCUCCUUUGAAGCCGACCUCAUCAGCUUCAACGCGGCCGCGUCCUUUGGAACUUCCGCCGUAGGUCGCUGGGCCAUGGCCUCGACGGUGUUGCAACGGGCGCAAGAAGUGAGCUGUCGCUUGAGUGAAGUGAGCUUCGGCGCGUCCGUCGUCAGUGCUGAAUGGCCUCGCGCUUUGGCCGUGAUGGACGUGCUGCGCAUGGAGAUUCAACUUACUGAGAUCCAUUGCAAUGCUGCCAUCAGCGUUUGUGCAGGCGCAGCCUGCUGGAGCUGGGCGUUACACUUGCUCUCUUCGCUACAGCGCUGGAGGAUCCAAGGGGACACCAUCGCGGUGAAUAGUAUGCUGGAUGCCUGCGAAAAGGGGAAGCAAUGGCAAUUGGCUUUGCACUUGCUCUUCGAAUUUCUGGCCUUGCAUGUCGUCAUGGACGAAAUCAGUUUCAACUCAGUUCUGGGUUCCUGCCUGCAGGGCUGCAUGGGCAAAAAAUGGCACGUGCUGAGGGGAGAGCGCUCGGGUGGGGUGAGCGGGUUAUGUGGUUUUCAAGGCGGGAGAUUGGGAAAUGGCUGCUGA
Cladocopium goreaui is the source of this 1356-nucleotide messenger RNA. Lineage: Eukaryota; Dinophyceae; Suessiales; Symbiodiniaceae. The record is from the annotation of a GenBank genome assembly.